AUUGACAUGUUAUUGACAUACUGCACCUCCCCCAACUACCAAACAAAAUAUUAAGCAAUUAUUUUUUAAAAAAAUUAAAUACUAAUGCCAGAUUAAUUUAUAUAUUUAAAAAACAACAACAAAAUGACUUCCGAAAGUGACGAGUUUAUAAUUGAAGAUUCCGAUGAAUCUUUGCUAGAUAUUAAGGAGAUUAACGAUUUAGACUUUGAUAUUCCCGAAGUGGCUCCACCGUCUUUGGAAAAAGUUCUCUGGGAUAUGGAGUCUGAAGAAGGAAGUGAUACAGUUUCUCUUCAUUCUUUUCAAAGUAUGACAACAAGAUUCCGUUCUAUGAUGUCACAUUGUGUUUUACAAGGUGUUUCUACACAAGUUUCUUCGGCUCUAGAAAGAGUAAAUGCUGGUCUACCAACAGUAAUAACAAAUAGUUUAAAGUUUGUAGCAAUCGGAACAUCUCACGGUUAUAUUUUGGUAUUUGAUUCAGAGCAAAAUUUAUGUUGGUGCUACCACGAUGUUAUUAUGUUAGAUCAAGGUGCAGUAUCAGCUUUAGCUUUUAAUUUGGAAAGUACUAGAAUAUUAGUAGGAUAUGAAAGGGGGUUUAUUUCAAUGUUAGAUGCUAAAACUGGGGAUCUUGUUCGAAAGUUGCCAGAUGCCCAUGCUCCUCAAACAGCAGUUUUACAUUUAAGAUUCACAUUUUUAAGUAACUUUGCUUUAUGUGGAGAUUCAUCUGGUUGUGUUUUUUCGUUAGGAUUUGGCAGAAGACUAGGGGUAAGAACAUGGGAUUCAAAAUGUUUAUUUUCUGGUGCUAGAGGUGAAGUUUGUGUAUUUGAACCUCUCAUACAAGGACAUGAUAUUAAUUUUCUAAGCAGACACAUUUUAGUUGCGAUGGCCACACUGUCCAAAGUUAUUGUAAUAUCAGUGCGUCCCCGUUUAAAAGUGCAUUUUAGUCAACAGCUGCCCAAAAUAUCCACAUCUUUACCUUUAAUCUCAUGGCAAUUAGUUUCAAUAGGAAAAGCUUUCCAACCAGUAUUGGCAUGGGGUAGAGGAAAUUGCUUGCAUUACACCAGGUUAAUAACAAACUUUAGUUCGAAUAGCAAUAACAGAAUUAGGUUGAUGCCUUUAAGAAAUGUUCAGUUGCCUUAUACUUUAACUGCCUUACAUUGGCUAGGUACCAGACAUUUAGCAUUAUUGGAUACCAAUGAAAACUUACGGCUAAUAGAAGUGCGAACGCAAAGAGAAUUGGAGUUGUUGGAACUUUCCAAUGCUGGGCUGGUGUAUAAUUCGGCACAUUUUAAAGCAUUGGCCGUUGGAGGAGGAGUUAGCGAGGCAUUUGCCCUAGCUGGCGAAAGAGCAUGCUACAACAGUUUAAGCAGUAGAGGUACACAGCUGCUGGUUUUAGGUACAAAAGCAGUGCAUAUGGUUAAGUUACGUACCUGGCCAGAAAGAAUAUUUUAUUUGAGCGAUCAAGGUAGAUGGUCAGAAGCCCUUAAUUUAGCAACAGAAGAAGGUUUAAAUAAAGAGAGUUUUACUUUGGAAUUAUUAAGGAGAUAUUUAGAAAGUUUAAACCAAAACACCGUAGAUAAAGACAGCUUAACUGCAGCUAUAAAUUGUUGUGUCAGACUAGAAAAAAUUGAUAUUCUUUGCGACGAUCUUUUGGAAGCUGUUUCAAUAGAUCCUAAUAAUUUGGACUGGUACUAUACGCUUUUAACGGACCACAUUUGUAAUGGAGGCUUGAAAAUAUUAUGGCCUUCUGUUUGCCAAACACUGGUCACAAAUUUAGAACAUAAAGAUCCGCAAUUAUUGGAGAGUGUUUUGCUUUCGUUAGAUAUAAGUUGUUUAGAUUUACAUCAAGUUUUAACAGUGUGUAAAAGACUGAAACUUUACAAUGCUUGGAUUCAUAUCACUACGAAAACUUUGGGGGAUUAUGCUGGUCCAUUAAUUGAGUUUUUAUGUGAAUUAACGCCUGAUAACAAUAGAUUGGGCAAUACUAUGUUGGUGUAUGUUUCUUCUUGUCUAGCGGGUUUAGGGUAUCCGACAGGAACGAUACCAGAAAACGACAUUCCAAGAGUUAAGUACGACGUCUUGAGGUGUUUGGAGACGUUACAUUCCGUUAAUGGGAAAUCAGAUGAAGGAAGCUACCCCUAUUUACGCGCUUUGUUAAGAUAUAAUACGAGGGAGUGCCUGAAUGUUGUAGAAUUAGCAUUUACCGAAGCAGAAUUUUCUGGCGAAAUGGGGUUAUUGCAACGACAAAGACUGAUUUGUAUUUUGUUGGAAAUUGUAUCUCCUCCCGAAUUUACCGACAACCAAAUAAUAAACCUGGCUUGUUUCAUUUCCCGCUUGGUAAUCUCUAAUAAUCUCACUAUCGACGAAGCCAUGCUAAAUUCGGUUAUAAAAUCACUAACUGACGUCUCGAGAGAUACUCUAAGCCUGCGAGACCACGCGGAAAAAGAACAAGCCUGGAUAGAUUUACUGGAAGCGAACAAGCUGAGCCAUUUCGACAAGGACGAGCUCCUAAGAAUGGCUUUGAAAUCAAAAUGUUACCGAGUGGCGGAACGGAUGUACGUUCUACAAAAAGAUUACGGCAAUAUAUUACAGUGCUAUUUGAACGAUACCGUGAGAAGAAACGAAGUUUUUAACUAUAUUAUAAGUUAUAUCGAUGUGCCUGAAAGAUGUGUCGCCGAACAGUUUCUAGUGCAUUUUAAAGACUUGUUAGCAAUAAAUUGUGAGAACACCGUCGAUUCGGUAAUAGAAUACUUCCCGGACAAAUUAGAGACGUUUUGCGAAAUAGUAGAUAGUGAAAACGAACUGCGGUUUAGUUUUUUAAAAGGACUGGUUUCAAACGACGUCAAAUUACCAUACAGUAUAGCCGAACAUUAUUUGGAGGAAGUUUGUAUAAGGGACAAGAGCGAUGCUUGUGAUUUUGUAUCAACGAAUAUGUGCAGGAUAGAGGAGGCCUUAAUAAUUACUAGGAAAUAUGAGGCGAAUUCAGCCACAGCCUUACUUCUAGAACAAUCCGGUGAAUGGAUGGAAGCCCUGAACAUCUUGAUAGUCAACGAUUUAAUAGACGAAGCGGUAGCAUUAUGUAUAAGAGGCGCCGAGCACAUAGAUCCAGAAGGAGCGCAAAAGUUAUGGCUUACAUUAUUGCAAAGCAAGCGGAGUGUAAAGAAGACUUCUUUGAGACAGUUACUGCACGCGGCAGCACCUCAUGUACCACCAAGCCAACUUCUGGAUUUAGUUUCGAACGCUCAUUAUGGCGAUAUAAAACAGCUGGUCCAGGGCAUGUUGAACGAUUACAAGCACGAUAUCGAUCUCCUGAAAGCAAGUUUCAAGGUUCUGGAUACAGAUCUUCAUAGCGAACUGGCAAAGAAAUUACACGCAAAUGGAAAGGGAGUUUCUGUGUCAAACUUGACAUGUAACCUAUGUCAAAAAUCUCUGUCCUAUAGAAAAGAACUGCAAACGAGUUUAAGCAUACACGUGUGGAGUUGUGGACAUUGUUUUCACACAAACUGUGUUAGAGCGAGUGAAUCAAAUGAUGCUUGUUUAAUAUGUAGGACAAAAGCUAAACUUUAUCCCAAGGCUAAAAAAGAUUCAAACAAAAAUCAGUACAGGGGUAGGAGCAUAUUGAGACCUGAUCUAGAAGGACAUUUUUAACACAUUUUCAUUAUUUUUUUUUAUUUAAGCUUAAAUAUUUUUAGAUAUAUUAUACUAGUCAUUUGGUAUUAUUUAACACCUCAAACAAUUUUUUUUUCUGCAAAUAAAGUUAUAGUUAUAUUUCAGGCUGUCUUUACAUAAUGAACUGAUAUAUUAAGUAAUUAUUUGUUAAAUUGUGAUAUUAUAUUUUCUACUGUUCAUAGAAAGAUAUUUGUGUUAUCGAUAAGAGAAUAUUAUUUAUUGAAAAUAAACAAAGAGAAAGCUUUA
This is a messenger RNA of Sitophilus oryzae (rice weevil), 3912 nucleotides long. RefSeq names its product vacuolar protein sorting-associated protein 8 homolog (gene Vps8). Gene Ontology annotation, cellular component: HOPS complex; late endosome. Gene Ontology annotation, biological process: endosomal vesicle fusion; protein targeting to vacuole. The record is from RefSeq and is a predicted model, not a curated record. The coding region runs from base 124 to 3645 and encodes 1173 amino acids. Lineage: Eukaryota; Metazoa; Arthropoda; Insecta; Coleoptera; Curculionidae. The transcript is spliced from 16 exons. Gene Ontology annotation, molecular function: protein binding.